CCCGCCUGGCACCGUAAAUGUUAUUUAUGAAUGCCACCGCUCACGGGCGUGUGCACGCAGAUCCGUUAUUAUGAUGUUUUAAUCACCGGGACUCGGUGGACACUGGUCGCAGCCGAUGCCUCGGUCGGUCCCGGAGCCCGCGGUGCCCGCUGAGCGCGGUUAGAUCCGGACUUUAAUUCAUUGUGGAGGGUUUAGGUGGCGGCGGGCGGAGCGCCGUGUCCUGCUCUUUAAUAAUACCGUUACUGGGUCAAUACACCGAGCACCGCCGCUGUCUGCUGCCGCUGCAACCACCGGAGCCGCCUCAGCCCGUCUCCCGGACAAGGUGCGAUGCCGGGGGCAACAGCCGACUGACGAUGUCCUUGUGAGAGUGGGCGGGGCUACCUGGCCCUGAGUUGGUAAGGAGGAGGAGGAGUCUCAGCCCCCCACCCCUCUUCGUCCUGUGACGGACCAAACAGACAGACACACAGACGGGCGUGGCUCUCCCCUCCCUCGUCCUCCUCCCCUCUCCUCCCUGUUCUCCCCCCCUCCUCCUCCUCCUACACCCAUCCCCUCAUCGCCUCCCUACCCCACCCCCGCCCCAUCCCCUGCCACCAUGCUGUGGUCACGCUGCUGGUGGAGAGCCUGAGGAAGCAGACUCUGGAAGGUGACCCUGCUCAGCCGGGGGACUUCUACCUGUCCCUGCUGGACCCGAAAACCCUCGCAGAGUGCUGGCCCCCAGAUGGCUUGAUGCCUGAGAGCAGCUACUGGCAGCUCUGCCCUCCCUCUAAGUCCGGCCUGCAGGGGGGGUUGCUGAGCUCUAGUUUCCCCCCCGGCCCUGUGCCCCUGGUGCCCCCAGAUGCUCACCUGCAGGAGGGGGGCGACUCCCUGGACGGGACCCCUUCUCAGCCGCAGCAGCACCGGCCCCUGGCGCCGAGCACCUCAGCGUCCGAGCUGUCCCUCCCCGGAGGCGGCGGCAGCGCCUCCUGGCCCCGGCCCCCUCCCCCUCCUCCGCCGCCCCCCAAACGGCACUGCCGCUCCCUGUCGGUGCCUGAGGACCUGUCACGUUGCCGCUACACCUGGCGGCCCAGCGCCUCGCGGGUCUGGACUCCCGUCAGUCGCCAGCAGUGCCACGGGGGAGCAGGGGGAGGGGUCACAGGUGGGGGGACAGGGGUGGGAGGAGGGGGUGUAGGGGCAGGCGCGGUGGGAGGAGGAGCCUGUCCGCUCCGCGCCCCCAGCUCCUCCCUGAACUCAUCGCUGCACUCCUCGUCCAGCCCCACCUUCUUCAGCCUGGCGCUGUCCCCGGACUCCCCCCUGCCCUGGAGCUUCCCCUGGGACCCCAGCGAGGCGGCCGCGGGGGGAGGAGCCUGCUGCUGCUUCUUCCCCUCCCCCUCCUCCUGCUCCUCCUCACCCUCACCCCUCCACCCGCCUCCCCCUCCUCAGAGGCGUUUCUCCCUCUCCCCCGUGCUCAUCAGAGACUCGGCGGCCUCCACUUUCCUGCCUCCGCCUCCUGUGCCGAGCCAAGUGGCGGCGGCACCUCCGCCGGGCUGCUCCGCCGUGGCCGGAGCGACAGCAGGAGGCCCGGUGGUGCCCGCCUCGCCCUCCUCGGCCUGCAGCACGCCGUCAUCCCUGCGCCGCAGCCUGCCGCCGCAGCUGCCGCGCUGCCACUCGCAGCCCUGCGACCUGCUGCUGCUCAAACCGGGUCUGAAGAGACGCCGAGACCCCGACCGACCCUGUGCCCGACCCGUCCUCGACUUCACCAAGAUGACUCAGACCCGCAGCAUCGACCCGCAGUGUCUGGAGCGCGGCGGCAGGCUGGCCUGCAGCGGUGACGUCUGUAUGGGCAUGGAGCCCUUCAUGGGCGACUUCCGGGGUUCCUGCUCUCCAGCCGAGUGCCUAGGCAGGACCAGCAUUGGGCCGCUGAGCGAGAGCGACGAGGAGUGUCGCGAGGAAGACGACGACGACGAUGACGGGGAGGAGGAAGUGGACGAGCGAGAGGCGGCGCAGCAGGCGGUGUUUGAGAGGGAUUGUACAGAACUCGACUUGAACUUAAUAGAGGAAAACUGAUGUAUUUGUAAAUGGAAGGCUGUUCUCUGUUUCAGUUUUUUAUUUAGUUUUAUUCUGAAAUGAUCUGACCCACCCCCUUCCUGGACCACCAUCGUCUCAACACUCUGCGCCUCCUUGCCACCAAUCAGCAAGGCUCUCAGGAACAACACCUUCUCUCAUUGGAUGAGCUGGGGAAGCUGAUUGAUGACGACAGUGAUGAUCUGACUACCACCGUUAAAAGACUCGGCGCCGUGGCUUCACUGGGAGUCGUCCUCUCUGCUGUCAGAGCGAGGACCUCUCAGAGAGUAACUCUGGUCGCCUGCGAUGACAGGAAACCUGGACUCUCUGAAUCCCAGACCAGUUCACAGGGAAACCUGCGUCUGACCUUCUCUUACCUCCAAAAGUCCCAGUUUGAUCCUGCUAGCUUCAGGCUAACGCACCAACAAGCCAUCGUUCAGGUACCUGAAGCUCAGGUGCAGAGUCUUCCCUCCUCUGAGACUGGACUCAGACCGUCCAGGUGUUCCUCGGCAUCCUGGCGUCCUGGUGUCUUCCAGCUCACGGCGACUGAGUCUCUGUAACACACCACGGUCUGAUGAGGCUGUUGCUGUACUGCAGCACCGACCUGAAACACCAUCACCACGCCCGUCACGUCAGGGGUGGGCGUUCCUUGAUCAAUCAUCGCAAAAAAAAAAACAGGGAAAUAGGCCGCUAAAGAAAGUGUGUUUUUCCUCAAUGAAAUCUUUAUUCCAAGAAUAAAUGACCAACAACAAUCCUCUGAAACAAAGCCUUUAAGGUUGAACUAACAGAAAGUAAAACAUCAGAGAUCUGUGGCUUCAUAAAGGUCAAACUGAACAAACCAAAGUUAACUUUAAGAAGAUAUGGAGAAAAUCCAGCGACAAACAAAAUCUAGGGAAAGAUCCAUUUUUUAAAGAAAAUCUUGGGAAAUCUAAAAACAAAAUCCAGAAAAAUCUUUAUGAAAAUCUAAAGAAGGCAGCGCUCGUCGUAAACGCAGCUGAGAAUCUUUUAGACACAAAAAAGUUAUCAAUUACAUCAAACAUUAAUACAAAAAUAUUUAGUGCAGACAGUUUAGUAGUUAUACGCAGCAUUGUGAUGUUUACACUGAGCUUCGUUAGUUCUUAGCUCAAAAUGGCCGCACACCAAACUUCACCUUCAAUUUCUGAGACAAUUUCUCAGUUUAACCUGUAAAAUUUGAACAGCGCCUCCUGCUGGUUGCUGCCACAUGGUGACGAAUUAAUUAAAUCCCACGUGGGCAUUUGACAAAAUUAGCGAUUGAUAAUCAAUCAUCAAUUAAUUAUGCCCAUCCCUACACUUGACCCUGCACGCUGCUUAUUUCAAACAGCAGCUUUAAUCAGGAUUUAAAGGGCCGGUUCACCCAAGUUCAGCUCAAAGUGACAGAAAGUCUUUUCCAAAGUAAGAAAACUAAUACACAGAGAGGUCUGAGUAAUUGAAGCUUAUUCGAUUUGUUGAAUUGAUCAUUUUGGCUCAUUUCUCCAUGUGUGACCUUCCCACAACAAAAAUGAGACUAAAACUAAAUACAAAUCGACCUUUUAGAAACCAGAACUAUGACGAAACGUCCAUUCAUUUCUCUUUUUAUUUCGUCUUAGUCUUGUUUCUAUUGUUUGAAAAUAAUAAUCAGCUGAUCUGUCGCCCCCUACAGGUCGUACUUUUAAUCCAUAACGUCAAGUCGUCAUACCAAAAUUAGACACCUGUAUAAACACUACAUGUCAGAUGUGACCGUGGCCAGGUGAUACUUUCAGGUUCGCUGGUGUUUUGCGGCAGCGUCCCAUCAGGCCUCACUGAGGGCAGGUAGUCACUGAUGCUGUUGUUCACCUGAGUGUUCACACAUUCCUGUCGCACACCUGUCACUGAAAAACACUACAAAUACUCACCUGUCUCUCUCUCUCUCUCUGUGAGUGUGUGAGUGUGUGUGAGUGUGUGUGUGUGUGUGUGUGUGUUUCCUAAAAAGAGUCUUGGCACUGACAUCUUGAAUCCCACCUGGUGGUCAUGUGACUUGUGUCCAGGUUAAAUCCAGAUUGUGACCCUGAUAAAAGCUGGUCCACGUCACUUCUGCAGACAGAUAGUACAAUGUCUGAGCUGAGUCAGGUCGAGUUUUGACUUGGUUUCCACAAAAAAUGUCAGAACGUCAAUUAUUGCACAUUUUCAUCCACCGCUGCCAAUAAACCACAGAAGAAGAAGAUACAAGACGAGAUCAAAGCUGAAACGAUAGGAAACCUGUUUGUUUGUUUCGUGUGUUAAUGUGAAGAAGGUUUGAGUCUGAGGCUUCGUCCACACUAAUAAGUCAUUUUAAAACUAAAACAGAGACUUCCAAAAACUGUGCUGGCCCCGUUUUAGUUUGAAAACUCUGGUGUUGUGUUUUAGUCCGGAUGGACAGAAACGAUCCAGAACACCUUCCCUGAUUGGUCACACUCCGAUCACAUGACAGUUACACCAGCACGAGCAUGCCCAGUGCAGAUAAAUGGUCAUGUGACCUGUGGUUUCAGGUGUGUUAGCAUGGACAGGAGCCUGAAUAACCCAACAUUUGACCUGUGAGAAAUCCAAGUAAUUGUCUUACUUUAAAAACUGUAGACACGGUUCUCUAUUUAAAACCAAACACUUUUUAUUGAAAGCAGUCAGUGUUAAAUGUUAAAUGUCUGGUGACAUUUAAUCAAAGAUAAUAAGUUUAUGAAUCUGAACAUUCAGAGCUCGACAGUUUUAAACCUGGUUUCAGUCGGUGCAUUUCAAUCUAAUCUGGAUUAAAUCUGGAUUCUGAGGAUUCACAGAACCACCAGGUGUGAAUGUGGUGGAAACUGAAAACAGCUGCAACUUAUGAUGUGAUUUAUUUAUUUUUUCGUCCAGUUUUCACUUGAAUCCCAUAAAAAAAGAACAAAAGCUGCACGUUUAAGGUCUGAACAUUUUACAGCAAGUCACAGUUUCACUGCUGCAUUAAGGACCACGUGUCUCGUUUUACUCGUUUAAGGUUUUUGUACUGAGAAUCAUACGUCACAUUCCUGCUGAUAACUUCAAACCGGAUCAAUUCCUUUUCUUUCGGACAAACAUUUUGUUUCUGCAGCCUGCAGAGAAAUAAUCUAUCACAGUCAACAUUCAGGAGGUGUUAUUAAAGUUAAACUGUUUCAGACGUCUUUUAGUGACACAUCCAAAAAACUCAAACCCAGAGACAAUCAAAAACAGGAUCAUAUAUUCACCAUCAUGUUUGAAAGACGUAACGUGCGUUUGAUCAAAAAAGUAAAGGAUAAUGUUAAUAAAUGUUGACUGUGAUGGAUUAUCAACAUUUCAUUGUGGAAACAGCGAGCUGCUGCUGCUGGAUAUCAGGGUGUUUGAGUUGGGGGUAAAAUGAGUUUCUGUUUGUGUGGGUUUGUUUUUGUUUUCAUCCGUCACAUGUUUAUUUAUGGACUUAAAACAUCCAGCUGGUGAUUCUGAUUUAACAGUUCAACAUUUUUGAGAAAUUUGGCUUUGAUGAUUGUUAGCUUAGCAUAGCAUAAUAUCUGGGUCUGCCAACAUUUUGUUAGUCGAUUUGUCAAAAAGCACUACAGACACGUCAACAAACUUUUUCACAAAAUGGUUGAAAAUGGCCAAUUGCUAAUUAGCUAAAUCUGGCAACUACAAGGUUAGCAUUAGGGCUAACACUGAAACAUCUCAACAACUAUUGGAUGGGUUGAGAUGACGUUUGGUUCAGACAUUCAUGCUCUUCUAAUGAUGAACUGUAAUAAUUUUGGUGCUCCUUUGACCUUUCAACUAGCACCAUCAUCGGGUUGUCUUUAGAUGUAUCUGGUACUUCGGUUUAUGACCAAAUACUGCUAAUGACAUUCCCAUGUGGCUCAGCUGGCCUCUGUGUUUCCUGCUAAUUAGCUAAUGUUAGCAUGCUAACACCCAUACCUGCUGAACAUCAGCGGUGUUAAGUGUUGUCAUUAUAUUAGCAUGAUAAUGUUAGCAUUUAGCAAGUACCACUGUGUCUAAGUAGCUGUAGAUAGAACAUGUUACUCAGUGAGCUAUAUAAGCCAAUUGUUUCCCUUUUUCCAGUCUUUAUGCUAAGCUAGGCUAACCGUGUCCUGAGUCCAGCUUCAUUCUUAAUACAGGAGACUGAAAUCUGAACAUCUGACUCGGAGGGAAAGAGAAUAUUUGCCAAAAAUGUUGAACUACUCGUAUAGUGUAAGGUUGAAGUUUGCUAUAAGCUAGCUUGUUAGCUUCAUGUGCUAUUAAUUACAAAAUUAAACUUGAUGACACACGAAAGUAGAAAAAGUCUAAAUGGGCAACUCACUCAAAUUUACAAAAUAGUUAAAAUUAAAAAAUACAUUUAAGAAAAAGUAAUGUUUCCAGAAAGAAUGUCCCUGUAACACACAUAAACACACACAGUCCCCAUAACGCACAUAUACACUCACCCCUCUCAAACCACCCUCCUGGUUUGUUGGCUUGUUUCUGUUGAUUGGUCCAUAACACUCAGCAUAAGCCUUAACUGAACAUAUUCUACUAUUCUGUAAAUCAAAAUGUUAAAAAGAAAAAAAAGAAAAGACAAAACUAAUGGAGAAGAAAAGGAAAUGUGUACUGUAGCUGUUAAAUUUUUAGUCCUUCUGUUCGUUAUUUUCUGCUGUUUUUUCUUAAUAUUUCUAAUCUGAUGUCUGAGUGCGGCAAGACGUCGGUGAUGAACGCAUCGUGUCUGGAAAAAAUAAAAAAUAAAGAAGCUUCAGGACAAAGGAGGAGGAGGAGCGGUCGUGUACAAAUUUAGCGGAGAGACUUGGACAUCCCUUGUCUUUUAGAAAUGUUUUUUAUUGUAUGUGACGAAAAGAAAAAACAACAACAACAUGGCAAUUUGAAAAGCAGUUUGUGAAUAAAUUAAGUUUAAUGAAAAUUAUUUUGCAACGAAAGGGGAAAA
Molecule: messenger RNA, 6931 nt
Organism: Lates calcarifer (barramundi perch)
Lineage: Eukaryota; Metazoa; Chordata; Actinopteri; Centropomidae
Gene: fam53c
Product: family with sequence similarity 53 member C
Biological process (GO): protein import into nucleus
Cellular component (GO): nucleus
Source: RefSeq, a predicted model, not a curated record